GCCAUCGGUAGACGCGCGCAGCCGUCAUGGCAGCGGAAGAGAAGGAUCCCCUGAGCUAUUUCGCGGCUUACGGGAGCAGCAGCUCAGGCUCCUCGGACGAGGAGGAUAACAGCGAGCCGGAGGAGACAAGUCGUAAGGCCCCGGAUCAGGCGAAGUCGGCGGGCGGCUGUGGGAACAAGGCGGAGAAGCGGCUGCCUGGACCCGACGAGCUGUUCCGGAGCGUGACUCGCCCGGCCUUUCUCUACAAUCCGCUCAACAAACAGAUAGACUGGGAGAGGCACGUCGUCAAGGCGCCAGAGGAGCCUCCGAAGGAAUUCAAAAUAUGGAAGUCAAACUAUGUACCACCUCCGGAGACCUACUCUACUGAGAAGAAACCUCCCCCUCCAGAGCUGGAUAUGGCAAUAAAAUGGUCUAACAUAUAUGAGGACAAUGGUGAUGAUGCCCCACAGAAUGCUAAGAAAGCUAGGCUUCUCCCAGAAGGGGAGGAGACAGUGGAAUCAGAUGAUGAAAAAGAAGAGCAUACUUCUAAAAAGCGCAAAAUAGAACCGGGAGAACCAACAAAGAAGAAAAAAUAGAAAACAAAUGACAAGAAUUUUUGGACUGUGAAACUUUGUUGAAAUGAUUUUUUUUGGCAGGUUAAAUUGAUAUUGUAAAUUAUUAUGAAACAACAUCUCCAUGAAAGUAUAUGUCAAUUAGCUAAUGAGUAUUGGUGCAGGAACCUUCCACUGUAGAAUUCAGUUUUUAUUUAAAACAUAUGUAUUUAAAACUCAAAUGGUGACUUGUGAUUGUGAAAUUGACAACACUUGGAAGCAUUCUUGCUACCACAGAAUUGGUGACAUGCUUUGAGUUUCAUCCCAUGUUGACAUGCCAAUGUUCUAUGAACCUUUUAUAAAGGAGUAUAUUUUUAAAGUAAAUAUAUUGUACUGUGAACUUGUAGGGUGCUUUUCAGCAGUGUUUGUACAGUGUAAAUAGAUCAUGGAAAUAAAAUUACCAAUAUUACUAUUACUGCAUAACAUUAACAUUUGAAUAUUUGUGACAAGUACCCUCUUUGCCAUGUGACAUUCUGAUAGUGGGUAUUACCAUUUAGGGAGUGCCGCCUGUGUUCCAAGUGCUUUGUGCAUAUAUUAUCUCUGAUCCUCAGCCUAAUAAAGCAGGUAUUAAUAGC
This is a messenger RNA of Balaenoptera ricei (Rice's whale), 1165 nucleotides long. RefSeq names its product chromosome 1 C1orf52 homolog (gene C1H1orf52). The transcript is spliced from 3 exons. The record is from RefSeq and is a predicted model, not a curated record. The coding region runs from base 27 to 575 and encodes 182 amino acids. Lineage: Eukaryota; Metazoa; Chordata; Mammalia; Artiodactyla; Balaenopteridae.